Phanerochaete carnosa HHB-10118-sp is the source of this 563-nucleotide messenger RNA. RefSeq lists its product as uncharacterized. The transcript has 3 exons. Gene Ontology annotation, biological process: proton motive force-driven ATP synthesis. Gene Ontology annotation, molecular function: proton transmembrane transporter activity. The record is from RefSeq and is a predicted model, not a curated record. The coding region runs from base 103 to 372 and encodes 89 amino acids. Lineage: Eukaryota; Fungi; Basidiomycota; Agaricomycetes; Polyporales; Phanerochaetaceae.
CGACUGUAUACUCCUUUGAUGCUACUCUCAGAUACUCUGCUCUCUAGUUCUCUCCUCUAACCCAUAACACACUCGUUGGGUCGGAACUAAGCAGGCGAAGACAUGGCCUCCUCCACCGUGAACGUGGUACGUUACACGGCUCUCUUGUCUGGUGUCUUCUACGGUAUCACCCACCGCCGCUCGCUUCAAAAAGCUCACGAUGAGGAGAAGAAGGAGCACGCCAUUCACGAGCGCGAGCAUUUGAUCGCACAGGCGAAGGAGGCGUGGAAGAAGAAACAGGAGGGUUCCAAGGACGGCGUCGUCACAAACCCGGAAGACCCACGAUUCGACCUGGAGAAGCUUAUUGCAAAGUGGGAGAGCGAGUCAAAAUAACCUUGACACAACCUAUCCGGGUGUUCUUCCCUCUUAGACUUAGCAUUCCCGCCUGGUACCUAUAGCUUUUGGCGCAUACCUAAUGGCAUUGUAUAUUCGCGACGAACUGCCCGCAUCUGUUAUUUUCCGCAAUUGCCAUUAUUAAUGCCCUAUGGGUGGUGCAUCAAUAGAGGACUACGUAGAGUAGGAUU